UUGAAUAGAAAAAAAAAGAAAAUAAUCAUCAUCGAGAAAAAAAAUUCUAUUUUUAUUCUUAAGCUGUUUGAUAAUCGAUUAAUAAUCCGAAUAGAUGAAACCAACAUCUAUGAAUGAAACCGAUCGUCUUAUCAUGAAUCAAUUGUGUAAAGUAUGCGGUGAACCUGCCGCUGGUUAUCAUUUUGGUGCAUUCACCUGCGAAGGAUGCAAGUCAUUUUUUGGGCGAACAUACAAUAAUCUUUCAGCGUUGGGUGAAUGUAAAAACAAUGGCGAAUGUGUCAUCAAUAAAAAGAAUCGUACAUCAUGUAAAAGUUGUCGUCUUAAGAAAUGUUUAAUGGUUGGCAUGUCCAAAAGUGGAUCUCGUUAUGGUCGCCGUUCGAAUUGGUUCAAAAUACAUUGUCUAAUACAGGAUCAACAGGAAAUGUCUAAUCGUAUGACCGAACAAGGUUUAAGUUUAACUGGCCAAGGCAAGAAUGGAUCAUCAGAUGUUGAUAUGAAAAUUUCUGAUACUAAAGAAUUUCUUGCCAAAUUCAAAGAAAAUGAAUUACGGAACACAUCAGCCGUCGUUAAUAAUCUCAAUGAAUUGACAGCUGCUGCUGCAGCGGCUGCUGUUGCACAAAAUAAUAAUAAUAAUAAUUCACAUUCGCAUCGUAUCUCACCACGAUUAGCCGCAUCACCAUCGACGACUAAUUCCGAAGGAUCAUUAGGUCAUAGGUCCGUUUCAUCUCCAUUUCAUCCGGGUUUAUUUGAUUCGGCCAAAAUGACGAAUCCAUUUACGAAUCCAUAUCUACCAGCAGCGGCCGCUGCAGCCGCAGCUGCUGCUGCUCAGCAACAACAACAGCAACAAGCUGUUAAUAGUCUUCCUUUUAAUGCCAAUGAUUUUCAAAAAGAAUUCAAUAAUUUAGCCAGUCGUUUUAAUCCUGGAACGAUACCUUUAGCACCAAUAUCACCAUUAUCUCCAUUAAAUGCAGCCGUUUCUCGUUUAUUCUUACAAAACAAUAAUGCAGCAAGUGCUAUGAGUGUUCUGGGCAAACGUUUCUCAGAAUUACAAAAACUACAAAAUGAACAGCUUUUGUUAAAUCAAGCAGCCAGUCGAUUUUUGAAUCCAACAGCAACAGCUCUUCAACAAGCUGUACUUAAACAACAACCUGGUCUAAAUUCCAGUAUAGGAACAGUCAUACCAAGCCAAAAAGACCUCGUAGAAGAAAUGACCAAUGGCAUUCGGCAAUUUUAUGGUGAUACACCGGUACAAGAUGGUCCUAUUGAUUUAUCCAUUAAAAAACUAAGUGAUUAUAGAGAAUUAUCAUUAGCCGCUGCAACAGCAGAAUUAUUGUCUAAAUGUCAUACACAAAAAAUUCCUGGCGAUCAUGAUUCCGGAUUUUCGCCAUCAAGUAAUGAAGAUAAUCAUAAUACAUCACCAUUAGAUCUGACAUCAACCACACAGACUAAUAAUUCAAAUAUACUUAGUAAUAAACGGCCAUGUUUAUCAUCUGUUCGAAGUUCUGGUGGCCGUUCUGCAUCAAUGAUGUUGAUCAAAAAUAAUUGUAAUAAUAAAAAUAUUCAUAAUGAUAACAAUAGUAAACUGGAAAGAUUGUCAUUAAAAACGUCUAAAUCACAUUUGUUAGAAGAUAAUGAAGAUAUUGAAGUCGAUGAAGAUGAUGAAGAUGAUGAUGUAGAUGUAGCCGAUGAUUAUUGUGAUGAUGGUGAUGAUGAAACAUCUGAUAUCGAAGUUCAUAAUAACGAAAAUAAUAAUGAUAACAAUGAUGAUUAUGAUAAUGAUAUUAUGAAUGAUGAUAAUGAUACACAUCUACAUCGUAGAUUUUCGACAAAAAUUUCCAAAAGAAUUUCUAAUGAUUUGAAUUCGAAUCAACAUAACAACAAUAACAACAACAGUCAACAUAGUCAUCGACAUGAAAUUCCAUGUUCACCUUAAUUGAAUUACAACAAUGUCAUUCAUCUGAAAUCAUUUCCAAUUAUUUUCACUUAUCUCUCAACACACACUAACAAUUUUUUUUCAAAUUGUCCAAUUGACUCACAUUUGUUUUGUUAUUUUUUUUUGUGAAUGUAUCUCAUAAUCCUAUCUAUCUUUCUCAUUCUCUUUUCUCACACUUUUAUCAAAACAAACAACUUAUAAAUGAAAAAUUAAUAAUAAUAAUAAUUCUUCGAACUAUGAUUACGAAAAUUUACUUAGACUGACAUUACAGAAUAUUGUACACUGACACAUUACACACCAAAACAAACUACUACUUGAUCAUCAUCA
Dermatophagoides pteronyssinus (European house dust mite) is the source of this 2260-nucleotide messenger RNA. RefSeq lists its product as uncharacterized. Gene Ontology annotation, molecular function: zinc ion binding; DNA-binding transcription factor activity; sequence-specific DNA binding. Gene Ontology annotation, biological process: regulation of DNA-templated transcription. The record is from RefSeq and is a predicted model, not a curated record. Lineage: Eukaryota; Metazoa; Arthropoda; Arachnida; Sarcoptiformes; Pyroglyphidae.